GCUAACUGGCACUGGGACGUAUAACAGUUAUCUUGGGUUUCUGGCGUUAAAAAAAAGAUUGUUUGGCAAAUGCCGGGGCGUCGAAACAAACGAAUGGGGAUGUGCUUACCGUGCCUUGGUGGAGCGGUCGAGGACGCUGUGGACACUCCAGAUCCAGAGACGAGGAGGCGACAGUUGGCUGCAGCGGCAGAGAAGAGACAAACCGAGACCGCACACAGGGGUGUCAAAAACCCGGCAGCUGUUGAAAGGAAAAGAAAAAAGCAAGAAGAGAUUGAGAAACAGGAGAUAAGUACGUCUGUGUCUGGCGGCGGAGGUGGCGGGUUGAGAUGGCAGGUGGGCUGAAGACGGGCGAAAAAGGUCCAAAACAACACAAAAGGUUGCUGCAAGAUGUUUUGAACUGCUGUCUGCAUCAUUAUUAUUUAUGGUUUUUAGUUAGAGAUAAGCAGCUUCAAGUGCCUAAUGCUGAUCAGAUAGAUGCAAUUGGAGCAGGAGCACCCAAACUUGCAGCCUUGUUGCCAAGUUCUUUAAACUUGCUGCAUGAUUCCAGUGGGUCUCGGUAUGUGCUAUGAAGGCAAAAACUCCUCAACAUCACAACACUUAGCAUGUAGUACCUUGUAGUAGUAGUACACAAAGGUCAUAAUACUUCCAUAAAGAGCAUUAUUGUAUAUUUUUGUGUUUUUCCCCCCUCAAAUGUUGCCUCAGUAAUGAAACGACAAGUUCCAAUCGCAUGAUUCCCAUCAUCAUUGUCCAUCCUUUUACUUAGAGCACAUUUUCACUUUGUUGCAGUGACUUUCAUGUAUGCAAACCACCUGCUUAAUUUAAAAUAUGAUCUGCAUUGCCACAUGUACACUUCUUUUUUAUGCAUGGCUGUGAGGGCACACUUGAUUAAUAAGAAAACAGCAAUGUAUCGGUUGGCAUGAAGAGAUGAUGGUGAUGAAUUGAAGGAUUUUUAAUGAAGGUAUUAACUUUUGACAACACUAAAGUGUACAGCUUUAACUUGAUCUGUAACAAUUAUGCCAAUAUUAUUUGCUGCAAUAAAUCACAUUUCUGAUAUAA
This is a messenger RNA of Nerophis lumbriciformis (worm pipefish), 1056 nucleotides long. It is a transcript of the gene svip, whose product is annotated as small VCP interacting protein. The record is from RefSeq and is a predicted model, not a curated record. Gene Ontology annotation, cellular component: endoplasmic reticulum membrane. NCBI's taxonomy places the organism in Eukaryota, Metazoa, Chordata, Actinopteri, Syngnathiformes, Syngnathidae. Gene Ontology annotation, biological process: positive regulation of autophagy; negative regulation of VCP-NPL4-UFD1 AAA ATPase complex assembly; negative regulation of ERAD pathway.